This is a messenger RNA of Humulus lupulus (European hop), 1083 nucleotides long. RefSeq names its product carbonic anhydrase 2-like. Bases 155 to 901 code for a protein of 248 amino acids. Gene Ontology annotation, biological process: carbon utilization. Lineage: Eukaryota; Viridiplantae; Streptophyta; Magnoliopsida; Rosales; Cannabaceae. The record is from RefSeq and is a predicted model, not a curated record. Gene Ontology annotation, molecular function: zinc ion binding; carbonate dehydratase activity. The transcript is spliced from 8 exons.
GUCUGCUAAUUCUAUUUGGUUUUCAUAACUAUUGUUCUUGCUCCAAUUCCAAACUAUUGUUCUCGUUAUUCUACUCUUACUCAUAUAGUACGGAAGAAAAUAUUAUCGAUUCUUCAGAAAGAAAGAAAUCACAUAAAUUAGCAAACAGAAUAUAAUGGCCGAUGAACAGUUUUCCCAGUUGGCCAAUUUUGAAUGCAGCAUCAAGAAGAAUCUGGUGAUCAUCAGUGAGAAGGCCGAAAGUGAAAGCGAAAGCGAUGAAGAUGAAAGCUUUGACAAGGUGCAACCUGAGCAUGUUGAUCCUGUUCAGAAAAUUGUUCAUGGAUUUAAGCACUUUCUCUCCAAUAAAUUUCACAAGUACCCAUGCUUGUUUAAUGAACUUGCCGCAACCCAACAUCCUAAGUUUUUAGUAUUUGCAUGCUCGGAUUCUCGAGUGAGUCCUUCCCAUAUCUUAAAUUUUCAACCCGGAGAAGCUUUCAUGGCCCGCAAUAUUGGCAACUUGAUUCCAACUUUUGACCAAUUGAAAUACUCAAACGUCGGAGCAAUUAUUGAAUAUGCGGUAGAGGAGCUUAAGGUAGAGAAUAUUUUGGUGAUUGGACAUAGUCGUUGUGGUGGCGUAAAAAGGCUUAUGUCUUAUCCUGAAGAUGGUUCAGCUCCCUUUGACUUCAUUGAUGAUUGGGUCAACAUUGCUCAAGCUGCCAAGGAUAAAGUCAAGGCUGAACACAAAAAUUUGACAUUUGAAGAACAAUGUGAAAUAUGUGCUGAGGAAGCAGUGAAUGUGUCUCUAAAGAAUCUACAUUCUUAUCCAUUUGUUCAAAGAGGAGUUGAAGAGAAAAAGAUAGCACUUAGGGGUGGAUACUAUGAUUUUGUGAAUGGAUCUUUCAAGCUAUGGGAACUUGAGUAGAGUACUUUAUUUUAAAACCUUAAAUGUAUAACAGUGAAAUGUUCUCUACUUGUGUUUUCAUAUUGCGUGUGCUUAAUUAAUUAUUAUUUGUAGUAUGUUAUGUAAUUGGUUAAAGAUCAUCAUGUGUUCUUUAUUUAUUAUACGACAUUUAAUAAAGAAUUAUUAAAACGUGUUUUAAUUGA